Messenger RNA from Thermothelomyces thermophilus ATCC 42464, 2051 nucleotides. RefSeq lists its product as uncharacterized. Lineage: Eukaryota; Fungi; Ascomycota; Sordariomycetes; Sordariales; Chaetomiaceae. Bases 614 to 1849 code for a protein of 411 amino acids. The transcript has a single exon. Gene Ontology annotation, molecular function: succinate-CoA ligase (ADP-forming) activity. Gene Ontology annotation, biological process: succinyl-CoA metabolic process; tricarboxylic acid cycle. Gene Ontology annotation, cellular component: succinate-CoA ligase complex; mitochondrion. The record is from RefSeq and is a predicted model, not a curated record.
GUUUUAAGAUCCAUUCUAUGCUGAAGUCGCAAUCCAAGUCCCGCCUCGUCGGUCCCAACUCGCCCGGCAUCAUCUCCGCUGUUGGAAAGUGUCGGAUAGGUCCGCCGCACCGAGGCAAUAAAAUGCCCUGACCCGGUACUGACCCUCUCUCUCAGGCUUUCAGCCGCUGUCUUGUUUUACCCCUGGCAGGAUCGGUAUCGUCGCAAAGUCCGGCACCUUGAGCUAUGAAGCCGUGGCUUCGACGACGCGGGCGGGCCUUGGGCAGAGCUUGUGCAUAGGUGUAGGUGGUGAUAUUGUCCCGGGGACCGAUUUGCGAGAGGCCUUGACUGUGCUCGAGCACGACCCGGAUACGGAUGGUAUCGCACUCAUCGGUGAGAUUGGGGGCUUCGGAGAAUUAGAGGCUGCGGAUUGGUCCGUUCCACCCGCUGCCUGUCGGGGAGUAGGUGCACUUCUGACUGACCACGUUACAGGAUACGUGAAUACCGCAAUCGGGCGGAGUCGCCAAAGUGAGCCAAAUCUUCCCUGGUUUCCAGGGGAACUUGUUGGGACUAACUCUUUCUUCGGGCCUGUGGUUGCCCUGGUUGCUGGUGUUACCGAGGCAGCCGGCCGCAUCAUGGGCUAUGCCGGAGCCUUCACUAUCCCCGGGGAACCGGACGCGAAGGCGAAAAUAGCGGCGCUUGAGGCUGCGGGGGCGACUGUGGUCGACCAUCCAGCCAAGAUUGGAGGUGCUUUGAAGGCAAGACUGGAUCCUAGGGCCCCAGUUCCUGAGCCCGCGUCCAGGGGCGGUGGCUUUAGUAGUUGUGUUCCCGGCGGAGGCCAGCAUCGUCGGUACCAUACAGCUACAACAGCCACUCGCAGACCCCGGCGCAGGAUGCAAGGCUCUCUGAGCUUGAACCGACAACAGCACAGGCAUCUUUAUGUCUCCGAGGACAAAUGUAUGAACCUGCUCCGAGAGACCGGAAAGAUCAACUGCGGGGCCUACUCGGGCUCUGGUCCUCGUAAACUGUUGGCCAUUGGCAUUGAUCGCUCGACGCGAUCUCCGUGUAUACUUGCCUCGCCAGACGCCGAGGAUAGCAGUCCGGACGGCGCUAUCAGGCGUUAUGCCUUCGGACACAUAGCCGAUCUCGACAAACUUGUCAUCGGCAGGAUAGCAAGCCAUUUGCAGUUGAGCCAGAAGGACAGCGUCGUGGAAUCUCUCCGACAUCUUGUCAAGAGCUUAGCAGCCCUCUUCUUUGAGAAGGAAGCCUUCUAUAUGUCCACGAACAUCGUGGAGCGCUUGGGUGAGGUCAAAGUUGUUGGUGCGCGCUUCGGCUUUGAUGACGCUGCUUACCGCAGUAGCGGCCGUCAGGCCGAUUUGCAGAAACUUCGGGACAUAGCCGAAGAAGACCCAUCAGAGAUCGAAGCUGAGAAGCACGGCAUCGUCUAUAUCAAGCUCCAGGGAGCUGGGGCAGUCGGCACCCUGGUCAACGGUGCGGGAUUAGCCAUGAACACAGUCGAUGCACUCUCGGGGCAUGCGGCCAACUUCCUUGACACGGGAGGCAAGGCUACUUCUGAGACGGUCAAGAAGAGCUUUGAAAUCAUCCUGCGGGACCCGAGAGUCCGAGUCAUAUUUGUUAAUAUCUUUGGCGGGUUGACCCGCGGGGAUAUGAUCGCCACGGGUAUCAUUAUGGCGUUCAGGGAGCUGUCGCCCAAUGUCCCUGUUGUUGUACGCAUCAGAGGAACCAACGAGGAGGAAGGACAAAGGCUUAUCGCGGAGAGUGGUUUGCCGCUUUACGCGUUCGAUGACUUUGAGGAGGCGGCGGCAAAGGCUAUAGAGCUCUCGACAAGCACACAGACGCGACAUGGGUGACGGCCCUCCAAGCCCGGUUGGCACUCGUGAUUCCCGAUCAGAGAGGGGCACAAUAUCCAUGUUCUCAUCGCACACAAGUUGGUGCUCGGUAUUCUCUACCAUUAUUAUUGUUUUCCACUUCUCUCCGGGUCGCCAUGAGAUGGCAACUCCUGGCAUCCAAGGCUCAAUACAUACAAUAUUGCAAAUGGCCAGGAUCGGGCGU